AAGGCAUUUUCGAAGGAGCGGUCAAUUUUUCUUCUUCUUCUUUUCAAAGCUUGGCGCAGAGACGAAGAUGGAGACCAGGCUUCAGCUGACAAGAAGUUCGCGAUGAAGGAGAUCGUCCACACAGGAGGAGUCCGUCUCCCCUUCCUCGCCGGGUUCCGAUCCCAGGUCACAUUGCUCUCUCCUCGCGGACUUCGAUGCAUCGGGACAGACCUUGUUCAAAAUGGAGCAGAGACGUGAAAGUUAGGGUUGUAGGUGUGAGGGAAAAAGAAGACGAAGAAGAAGAAGCAGAAGAAGGAGGAGAAGAAGGAGAAGAGCGCACGAACGUGGCGCGGAGGACCGUGAGAUCUUGACGUUUGCGAUGGUGGAAAUGUGAUGUGUAGGUGGAUAGGUGAAACUGGUGGAGUUGAGUAUUUGUUGCGUGCGGUUUUGUUGAGCGGGAUUGGGGUGUUGGUGGAAGGUGGUUUGAUCGUUGGGAAUACGAUGGUGUUGGAAGUCGGAGAGGAGAUCAGGAAUCAAGCAGGCGGUGGAGGUUAGAUUCACACUUGGAUUGAACAAUGGCACAAGGGACGUCGCUGCUGGCAGCUUGCGGAGGCGAAACAGUGAAGCUGUUCGACGUGUCUAUUGAGACAGGGGAUCCCUGCACGUUCCAAUACACUCCUUCUCCGGGUUAUCACGUCAAUUGCGCGCGAUGGAACCACACCAACUUGGUGGUUGCGAGUGCUGGAGAAGACUGCAAGAUUUCGCUGUGGAUGAAGAAUGGUCACAGCAUAGGUGUUGUGCCUCAGCCUGGUGGAGAAGCGGAUGACAAUAUCGAUGAAUCUAUUCUAGGAAUUUGUUUCAGCAGUAAAGGAUCUCGGUAUCUUGGUUCAGGAGGAACUGGUAAGGUUGUCCGUGUAUGGGAUCUACAAAGGAGGAGAUGCAUCAAGUGGUUGAAGGGUCACACCGACACUAUCACUGGUGUUAUGUACAACUGUAAGGAUGAGCACUUGGCUUCCAUCAGCAUGAAGGGUGACUUGAUUAUACACAACCUUGCAUCAGGCACCCGGGCAGCAGAGCUCAAAGAUCCUAAUAAUCAGGUUCUCAGAGUUAUGGAGUACUCCCGAUUGAGUAGACAUUUGCUACUGACUGCUGGUGAUGACGGUACUGUCCAUUUGUGGGAUACCACUUCACGUAGUCCCAAGUUGUCUUGGCUGAAGCAGCACUCAGCACCUACCACAGGACUCUGUUUCUCACCUACAUCUGACAAGAUGAUUGUAAGUGCUGGACUGGAUAAGAAAUUAUAUACAUAUGAUCCUGGUGUAAAAAAGCCUGUGUACUGUGUACCAUAUGAAGCUCCUUUUGCAUCCUUGGCUUUUAGAGAUGAUGGCAACACAUUGGCAGCUGGUACCAAUAGUGGUCGGGUUGUGUUCUAUGAUGUGCGUGGUCGGCCCCAACCCUUCACAAUCCUGCGAGCUUACAGUGCUUCCGAGGCAGUAACAAGUUUGAGUUGGCAACGUUCGAAUCCAACCACUGUCAAAGAUACAAGAUCUGGAGAGACAGCUCUUUUAGGUGAUAGUAAUGAAGAAUCUGUCAUAAUGCCAGAUCCACUUCCUGCUGGCACCAGGGGGCGGAUAACAUCCGGUGCUCCACCUAGUAAACCUAGUAAUCGUAUUAAUUCGUUUUCAAGCCAGGAACCUGCUUCAGCUAUCGGUGGGCAUUCGGGUAUCUCAAGGCCAAAGUCAGCAGGAGGAGAUGUUACACCUUAUUCUUCUAUGCGUGCAUGGGGAAAUGGUCCAAUGUCUAGACAUCAAACCCCUCGGAUGAAUGCACUCAUCUCUGGUAAAGAUGACAUGGAGGUUUUUUCACCUCUUGUUGAUGUACAGCCCAUUACGCCAUCAGUUACAGGUUAUUGGGAAGGUGGGGUUGCUGGAGAUGAGUUUAACAGGGAUAUGGCAGCUCUUGAUGGGGACAAUAGAAGAAAAACAACCUGGGGAACUCCAUUAGUCCGGCGGUUUCCUAACAUUGAGGAUGUGAAGGAGGAUGUACGGGAGUCGCGUGAAUCUCGUGAUUCAAGUGUUUCACGCAGGUCCUCCCUAGGAUCACGCCAGGAUGAUUUACAGGGAAGAAUGUCAGUUACUCCUCCUCCUGGAAUAUCCAGUAGGUUGGAUCGAUCUCCAUCGUUAACACCCCCUGAGGCAUGGGGUGGUGAACCUUUGGAAAGAGGCGGCUUGAGACAACCAACAAUGUCUAGGUUUGCAUCAACUACAGGACUUCCAUCAUCCCGUUUUGAUUCACUAGCAGCUUCUGCAGAUAAUAAACAAUCAUCUUCUACAAAGGGUGAUAUUCCGUUGCUUAGAUCUCUUGAACAAGACUCGUCUUCACCUCUAACGAAUGGCGUGGGUCAUCAGCCAGCCAUGGUGCCAGCGAGCGAUUUUGAAGCUGGAACUCUAGCUGCAAACAGGAAGUUAAUGUCUUUCGAGGCACGAGAUCUUAACUCAAGCUUAUCACGAGCCCUUCCUGGGUCCUUUCCAAGGUCUGCUGUUGAUUCAGGGUCGCCAAAGCAAAAGAAGCCAGGGUUGGAAAGAAGAGAGGACAGUGGCGGGGUCUCUGGAAGUUCUGAUGGAAAAGACUUGGAGAAUGGCUAUGCAUUAAGGUCAGAUGCAGCUGGUUCUAUUGGGCCCACACCACCUACAUCAAACGGUCAUGGUCAUGGUCAUGGUAGCGUGCAAAGAGCUCAAACUCCACUUGAGCAACACCAACAACAGCAUGGGAUAGGAACUACGGGUUUCGCUCUGCAGCUGGUGCAAAGAGGUCUAGAAGAAAGCCUUGGUGCCGUCCAACGAGCAAUUCAUGAAGAGGUUCAGAAUGUUCAUUUGGAGCUACUUCGACAGUUCCAUAUCCAACAGAUGGAAAUGAGUAGCAUGAUGGAUUCAUUUUUAGAAAAGCAGGCGGAGCUCGUUGAGGAGGUCAAAGCCCUUCGUAGGGAAAAUCAACAGCUACGUGAUCUUUACUAAACGUAGAUUAUACGGCACGACCCGAACAUCAAGUCAACUGACUAGCGAGCUUUAGAUUUGAGAGAGUUUCGUGUAUGCCUAAACCUCUUGUAUCCUUCACGGUACGAAUGUAUAGGAGAGGAUUUUCCAUUGUAUUCAUUAUGUUCCUUUGAGCGUAACUUGCUCAAAGGCAUGAGAUCUUAGAUUGCUAAGAAGUGUCCCAAAUUUACUGAAUUUAGAGCGCGCACUUUCAUCUGGACUCCAGUACAUUUGUUGUUGGGAAACGAUACGUAAUUUGGAGUUAUCAGAGUUUCCAAAAUGUACACGUUCAUUAUUUUCUAAAGACCAAGGAAGUCAAUGUGAGAACUAUGAAAGGAGAACAAUUGAAGUAUUUUAUUUUGUUUUUA
Molecule: messenger RNA, 3379 nt
Organism: Physcomitrium patens
Lineage: Eukaryota; Viridiplantae; Streptophyta; Bryopsida; Funariales; Funariaceae
Product: protein NEDD1
Biological process (GO): regulation of phragmoplast microtubule organization; regulation of microtubule nucleation; cell plate assembly
Cellular component (GO): kinetochore microtubule
Molecular function (GO): gamma-tubulin complex binding; protein binding
Source: RefSeq, a predicted model, not a curated record